Aplysia californica (California sea hare) is the source of this 1230-nucleotide messenger RNA. RefSeq lists its product as uncharacterized. Lineage: Eukaryota; Metazoa; Mollusca; Gastropoda; Aplysiida; Aplysiidae. Gene Ontology annotation, molecular function: acyltransferase activity, transferring groups other than amino-acyl groups. The record is from RefSeq and is a predicted model, not a curated record. The transcript is spliced from 4 exons. The coding region runs from base 100 to 1092 and encodes 330 amino acids.
AAUAAAAACCAACAGUUCUUAUUUGUCAGCUCGUGCUGUUCUCCUGUGCACACAGCAGACGAAGUUAAAGAGCUGACGAUUGCACAUGUGAGAAGCAAUAUGACGUCCGAAGUGGUGAUCCGGCCGGCACGUAUGUCAGAUUACUCCGCCGUAGUGGAUGGAAUUGGGGAUGUUUACUGGGGCAGGGACCACUUACCUGCAAAGUAUUCAGAGUUUGUUCAAGACCCAGACUUUCUCUCCUUUGUGGCAGAGGCUGACGGAGAAGUGAUCGGAUUCUACGUGGGAGAACUCGUGGACAACAAACAAACGCUACAUAAAAGAGCAGGAAGGAUCAAGGACGAGUAUAAAGGUCAAGGUAUUUUUACCAAGUUGAGUGAUGCCAUCGACACAGAAGCGGCAAAACUAAGUACAGCAAAACGCGAGGUGAUGGCGUGUUCGAAACAGACUGCCGAGAGAAUCAGUAAGGGAUACGCUCAGAAGAAAGGAUUGGAGCAGAUUGUGCACAUGAAAUUGUACUAUACGAUUCUCGUUAAAAGCGAUGUUCCAAAAGCGGACCCUUCAACUUUUCAAAACGUCCACGAGCUGACGCUCAAGGACAUGGAAGAACUGUUCGAUGACGAGGUCGCGUGGAACAGACUCAUACGCCAAGGCCGAUUAUGCGUUCAUUAUGUGCCUUUGCGCAGGGUCAAGGAGAACAUACGGCAUGUCAUCAACCACAGAACGAAAACCUUCAUGUCUUUUGGAUCUUCAGGUGUCAAGGACGCUGGUGUCCCCGCAGAAAGUCACGUCCAAAAUGCCUCCUUACUCUCGACAAUACAUUAUUUCCCAGUAAGUUUGGGUCUAGCCUUUUAUUCUGACUUUUAUGGCUCAGACUUCACAGAUUUGGAAUCCCAUCUGCAGAUGCAUAUUCAUCACUUAAAUGAAGCCAAAAAAACGAGAAUAGGCUGGGUCAUCAAUGUUCCCUUCGAUCUUGAUUCUGAUGUCAGGGAAAGACUGAAAGAUGUUCUGUCCGCGUAUGGAAUACCUCUCACACAGGACCCUAAUGUAACGGAUGUAUUGAUGUUUGAAGCAACGUCACAGACGUUUAAAUGAAAAGAAGGUAAUGAACACUGACCUGUUAGUUCUUCCCCAUUUAACCAUAGUUAUUUGACAGCAUCUACUAGGCACAUACUUAAAAACACAUACAUACAUACAUACACAAACACAUGCACACACACGUACCCUCACACA